GCGUGACUGGGGAGGGGCGGUGCUUAGAGGCGGGUUCUGGAUUUUAAAAUGCCGGGUGUGGGCUUGGCUGCGCAGGGGCGACGACGCGCGUUGCCCCGUGGCCUUUUGGUCUUUGCAAACCAGUCCUAGAAAACUCCCGCGGUCUGGGGUGCUGCGACAGGCCAGCAAGGGAUGGCAGCUCCCUAACGCGAGGAGACGGCACGCGCUCGGGCUCGCAGCCGCGCAGCUGCAUCGCAGGGGCACGGAGAUGCGCGCACUCGGAGCGUCCGGCCGGGGCUGCAGACCGACAGGGAAACACAAGGGCCCCGCUGACUCCAGGGCAGCUGAAGCGGGUUUCCAGACGGGCCUGAUGGGCAGAAUUGUAAUGAGUUGGACAGUACUGUGAAGGAGCCGUGAAGACCCCCAGGCUCGCCAUGGCACCAAAAACCAAGAAGGGAUUGAAAGGCUCCAUUGAUGAUGUCCUUGGCGACCUCCUGGGGGACGACACGACUCUACCCGAGAAACCCGUUAAAGCAGCUUUACGUGCCAGAGACGCCGCAGACGCACCUCAGGGGCUCCCCUCGCCCGAGACUAGAACAAAGUCCCUCCUGGAAGAUGAUGUCUUCAGGACAGGCCUGGCGGGAGCUGACGCCGAGGUUUCCGACAUCUCGGAUGCAGACCCGCAGGCCCUGCUGCAGGCGCUGCAGGACCUGGACGACAUGGAUGCUGACCUCCUGGGUCUGAAGAAGUCUAGCGUGACCUCUGGCCAAAGACUUGUGAAGGAGUCUGGGAAAGAAGAGCUGCCCACAAAUCCUCAACCUGCUGCCAAGCCAACAGCCAAUGAGAACGGGAACACCGUUGCCACGAAGAAGCCGUCUCCAAACAGCUUUGGGCAUCAGCACAGGGGCGUUUCCUUUGAAGACCUGGAAGACCCCCUGGCAGGGCUCCUCUUGGAUGAGGAAGGUGCUGCCCAGAAGCCGACUGUGACGGAGAGUAAGACAGCGUCUGGCAGGAGCCCCAGCAGAGGUCAGGCUCCUUCUAUUCCACUCACUCCUGGGGACACCCCUGUCCGAAAGAAAGAAGAGUUGCUGUUUGACGAUGGAGAGGACAUCAUGGCCAGCCUGGGGUUUGGAGACAGUCCCAAAGCAGAGAGGAAGCAGACGCCAGGGCCGGAAGUGCCCCGCCCUGCCCGCUCCAAGCUGGAUGAGCUGCUGGGUCGAGGCACCGCCACCCAACUCCUGGCUCGCCCGGGCACUGGGGAACACAGAGAGUUCAAGCUUGCCGCCAAGUACCAGAGGCCACAGGAUCACGGUCACAGGCCCCUUAAUCCAGACAAAGAAGAUACCUGGGGCGACAAGGACUUCACCUUUGGGGCCUACCAGCCUACCAUGGGCUCCUCCGAGGGCCGGCAGUCCCGCCGGCAGUCGGUCAGGUUCUUAGCAGAAGGUGGCCCAGAACACAAGGGAGAACCGGGCUCCAAACAGAGCCCUCCAGUGACUUCCAGCCCCAGCCAGCCGAGGAAGGGAGGCGCUGACUGGUUGGGCCUCAAGGAUGAUGACCUGGACCUGCUCCCGCCCUCUCCCACCAGAGAGGCCCGGCGGGGAGGCUCAGUGCUCGCCACACCCUCCUGACCCCCGCCUGCCAGCCAGCACCCUGUCCCAGGCCGGCACUCUGCCCCAGCUGGGCUGUCCACCUCGGGGGCAAAGCCACCAGCUGAGGGUGCCGGGUCCCCUGCCAAAGCCAGCCAGGCCUCCAAGCUGGGAGCACCUGAAGAGAAAGACGGGGAGGACUGGCUGAGCCAUGCCUUGUCUCGGAAGAAGUCACAAAGUCUGGCCAGAGAGGAACGUGCUGGGGCCUCGAAGGGCUGGAACUCCAGGGGGACAGGAGACCAUCCCCCUCCUGGCAGCCAUCCUGCUGCCGGCACUCAAGAGCCUGAGCAGGCAGCUUCCGGAGGGGCCUCGGGACCGCCAGUACAAGGAACCCCAUCUGCCAGGCCUGGUGGUGCAGGGUCCCCUGUGACUAGGAACCAAGCUGACUUGACCCUCCCUGCUGGUGACCCAAGGACGGGGGCUGCCCCUGGAGAACUCUCUGAGCCUGCUGACUGUUUCCUGAGCUCCCGGGAGCCCACAGGGCUUUCUACCCCCAUCCAGGCCCUGCUCCCAGAGUCUCUUGCACGGAGCCUGCUGCCGGGCACAGGAUACCAGAAGCAGCUCCUGGCAGCACAAGCGCAGGUUCAGAGUGACACUGCCGAGCUCCAGGCCGAGCUGCUGCAGAGCCAGGCCCGGCUGGCAGAACUGGAGGCCCAGGUGCGGAAGCUGGAGCUGGAGCGGGCCCAGCGCCAGCUGCUGCUGGAGAGCUUGCAGCAGCGGCACCAGGCGGACCUGGAGCUCAUCGAGAGCGCACACAGAAGCCGCGUCAAGGUGCUAGAGGCGUCCUACCAGCAGCGAGAGGAGCGGCUCCGCAGAGAGAACGAGGAGCUGUCAGCGCGGUACCUGUCGCAUUGCCAGGAGGCUGAGCAGGCCCGCGCCGAGCUCACGGCCCAGCACCAGCGCCGUUUGGCAGCCGCUGCGCAAGAAAAGGAUCAGGAGAUGGAGCGGCUCCGAGAGCUGCAGCGGGCGUCCAUCCUGGACAUGCGCAAGGACCACGAGGAGCAGCUACAGCGGCUGAAGCUGCUCAAGGACCGGGAGAUCGACGCCGUCACCAGUGCCACCUCCCACACGCGGUCCCUGAACAGCAUCAUCAGUCAGAUGGAGAAGUUCUCCAGCAGCCUGAGCGAGCUGUCGUCCCGCGUGGAGGCCUCGCACCUCACCACCUCCCACGAGCGCGAGCUGGGGGUCCGGCAGCAGGACGAGCAGCUGCGAGCUCUGCAGGAGCGGCUGAGCCGGCAGCAGCGGGACAUGGAGGAGGAGCGGAGCCGACUCCAGGAGGUCAUUGGGAAGAUGGAGGCACGCCUGGGCGAGCAGAGCCGGCUCCUGGAGCAGGAACGCUGGCGUGUGACUGCAGAGCAGUCCAAGGCGGAGGCCUCACAGCGUGCCCUAGAGGAGCAGAGGAGGGUCAUGACCCAGCAGAUCGCCAUGGAAAGGGAAGAGCUGGAGAGGGCCAAGAGCGCCUUGCUGGAAGAGCAGAAGUCCGUCAUGCACAAGUGUGGGGAGGAGCGCCGGCGCCUGGCAGCCGAGUGGGCUGAGUUCUCCGCACAGCAGAGGUUGAGCAAGGAGCGGGCCGAGCGCGAGGCGGAGCGGGCACUGCAGGUGGACACUCAGCGGGAGGGCACCCUCGUCAGCCUGGCCAAGGAGCAGGCCGAGCUGAAGAUCAGGGCCAGUGAGCUCCAGGCCAAGCAGGAGCAGCUGGCAGCUGAGAGGGAGGCCAUAGAGCGGGCAUGGCAGGAGCUGCGGCUGGAGAAGGAGAAGGUCAACGCGGCUGCACUGCGGGUCAAGCUCCGUGCAGAGGAGGUGGACAACAUGAGCAAGGUGGCCUCCGAGAAGUACGAGGCUGGCGAGCGGGCGCUGCGUGAGGCCCGGCAGGUGCAGUCGGAGCAGCAGGCCCGGCGGCAAGUGGUGCAGCAGCAGCAGGAACGGCUGCGGCAGCAGGAGCAGCACAUGCACCAGGAGCACCUGAGUCUGGCCCAGCAGAGAUUGCAGCUGGACCGUGUCCGGCAGGACCUGCCCUCUGGCCUCGCAGGGCUGCUGCCCAGGACUCCUGGCCCAGCAGCCUCCAGCCUAGGUGCUCACAGUUCUCCUUCCACCACCCCUGGGUGCAACCAGCCAGGCCUAGGCCCCUCGCACCUCUACGCCAAGCUGGUACUACUGAGGCACACGGCUGAGCAGGACCGAGACUUCUUAGAGAACGAACAGUUCUUCCUGGAGACCCUGAAGAAAGCAGCCUACAAUAUACCGUCCCAUUCAGCCUGAGGGAGCCUCCCUGGCUCCCCAACAAGGGCUCAGACUCUGGAGUGCUCUCCUAUCACCCAGCUGGCCGUCAGCCUGGCGGAACCGGUGCCAGGAAGGCUCCGAAAUGCCCAGGGCCUGAUUACAGCCAUCCAUGGAUGGGGUUUGGGCCAGUUCUUUCCAAGUGCUGCAGCCAGGUCUGAGUCCCCAGGUGGCCCCUGCUUCUAGGGCUCUGCGACCCCUGGGGGAGUUGUGGUCCCAAGGCUGCCUCCCUGCGGCUUUGGUUGCCUGGCCCACAGCCAUCAGGCUUGGGCUUCACCAUAGAGGGUUCGAGGAAGCAGAGUCCCAGCCUCUCCAGUGGGCUACCCCCUGAGCCUCCACAGGCAGACGUUGGGGCUUCUGACCUGGGCGGGCCGGAGGCAGUGGCUUUUCUUGAGGGAUGCAACGAGCAGCCUUCUGCCUUCCUACCUGGGAGGUCUGCUCCUAGGUCUGCUCCCAAAUGGAGACACAAACAAGGCCAUCCUGGCCGAAAGGGAGGCAUGUGCCGGGGGAAGGGCGCCAAGCCCCUGGAUUACCUCGCAGUCAGCGGUGCUCCUGCAGUCCUGCGCCCCACCGUCCACGGCCAGCCCUGCCCAGGCCCAAGCUCAGCCUGGACACUGGCCUCCAGCUUCUUCCUCAUCUAAGUUCCCUGCCACAGGCAGGUGGGGAGGGACCAGGAGGGACAGCUUCUCUGCUGUUCACCUGCCGCAGAGCCACAGCUCACUGGGACUGACACAAGGCAGAGCAAGGGCCGCUGGUCUCCGUAGGGGGGUGUGGGUGCUGCACCAAGGUCACCGAGGGGUGCCGGGAGGAGGAGGGGUGGACCGACCCAGCAGGUUCACAAUAAAGUCACAGUUGUUUCCAAA
Messenger RNA from Tupaia belangeri chinensis (Chinese tree shrew), 4768 nucleotides. It is a transcript of the gene FBF1, whose product is annotated as Fas binding factor 1. The transcript has 31 exons. NCBI's taxonomy places the organism in Eukaryota, Metazoa, Chordata, Mammalia, Scandentia, Tupaiidae. Gene Ontology annotation, biological process: establishment of epithelial cell polarity; cilium assembly. The record is from RefSeq and is a predicted model, not a curated record. Gene Ontology annotation, cellular component: ciliary transition fiber; ciliary basal body; centriole.